Molecule: messenger RNA, 201 nt
Organism: Protopolystoma xenopodis
Lineage: Eukaryota; Metazoa; Platyhelminthes; Monogenea; Polystomatidea; Polystomatidae
Source: the annotation of a GenBank genome assembly
ACUAAUUAUCGAGCAACUGCCCGUCCAGAAGAACGAAUCGACCUGCUUGAAGUUCUCGCGACCUGUGCUUUCAAGCCGAUGAAUUUCAUCCUGCUAUUCUUCUACCAGUUCCUGAUUGAGCAUGGCCCAGAAGAAAAUCGCGGCCUAGUGGACCAGGAUCUCAUAUUUUAUAUUGAAGUUCUGCGAUAUCAGGUGGGCUGA